This is a messenger RNA of Cheilinus undulatus (humphead wrasse), 2597 nucleotides long. RefSeq names its product protein-glutamine gamma-glutamyltransferase 2-like. Bases 191 to 2371 code for a protein of 726 amino acids. The transcript has 16 exons. NCBI's taxonomy places the organism in Eukaryota, Metazoa, Chordata, Actinopteri, Labriformes, Labridae. The record is from RefSeq and is a predicted model, not a curated record. Gene Ontology annotation, biological process: peptide cross-linking. Gene Ontology annotation, molecular function: protein-glutamine gamma-glutamyltransferase activity.
GUGCAGGGAUGUAGACAUGGUCAAGAGGAUGUGACAAAGUUCAAACUGAGCAUCAAAACAGGCUCGGUAUGCUGUGAAGGACCAGUAUGACCAGGAGGGAGAAAGAAAGAGGGAGAGUGAGAUAUUUAUCAGCAGAGAGGUGGAGCCUGCCUGUCAUUCCUUCAGUCGCCUGUAACUCCCCUGUCAGAUCAUGGACUUUGUGCAGCAGUCAACAUACAUCUGUGGUGCUGAGGAGGGCCACUGCCAACUGAAGCUGGUCAACUAUGAGGCUGAUGAAAACCACAUUUCCCAUGAGACUCAGGGGCUCAGCAGGAAGCACCUGGUGGUACGACGAGGGAAACCCUUCAAAAUAACGCUGAUGUUCUGUGGUCGGCCGUGGAAUCCUCUCAUGGAGAUCCUGUUCCUGGAGGUUUGGUUAGGUGAUAUGUCCGAGAGGAUGAGAGUCCAGUUCUCUGACGAGUGGCGCGACCCCUUAAGAUGGUCUGCCAAAGUCUACCAAAGCGGCAUACACCCAAAGUCAGUCACCAUCCACAUCUGCUCUCCUGUUCUGUCCUCAGUGGCUCUUUAUGAGCUUCUUCUCCACAUAGAAACCAGACACAAUAGGAGGACGUAUGUAGUGGGUACAUUCAUCCUGCUCUGCAACCCUUGGCUUCAAGAAGACCCUGUGUACAUGCCACUAGAUGCCCAUAUAGAAGAAUAUAUUAAAAGUGACUAUGGGUUGAUGUACAUCGGCACCCCACUGAACAUAAACAGGAGGCCUUGGUCAUUUGGUCAGUAUGAGCCUGGGGUCCUGGAGGCGUGUCUACAGCUUCUGCAGGUCAGUCCACAGCACCAGAAGGACAAAAAUGAAGACUACGCUCUACGAGCAGACCCAGUCUACCUCAGCAGGGUGCUCUGUGCAAUGGUGAACUGCAAUGACGACCUGGGGAUUCUGAUGGGGAAGUGGCAGGGCAGCUAUAAGGAUGGUGUCAAACCUACAGAUUGGAGCAGCAGCGCUGACAUCCUCCACCACUGGGCUUCUUCAAACUGCAGCCCUGUACGUUACGGACAGUGCUGGGUCUUUGCUUCUGUCCUCUGCACAGUGAUGAGAGUGCUGGGGAUUCCCUCCAGGGUGGUGACGGUGUUUAACGCUGCCCAUGAUGGCGAUGGCAGCUUGUCAAUAGAAGAAUAUUACUCAAGCACUGGGGAAAAGCUCAACCUUUCAAAGGACAGUAUUUGGAACUUCCACGUUUGGUUGGAGUGUUGGAUGAGGCGUCCAGACCUUGGUUCUGGGUUUGAUGGCUGGCAGGUUGUGGACCCGACUCCACAGGAGAAGAGUGCAGGGAUUUUCUGCUGUGGCCCUUGCCCGGUUGUAGCCAUUCAGCAGCAUUGCCUUGGUGCUCCAUUUGACACCCCGUUCAUCCACGCUUCUGUUGAUGCUGACAUCGUUCGCCUUAUUGUGCGUGAUGGACUGGUGGUGGGGAGGAAGGUGAACACUGAGGCAGUGGGACAGCUGAUCUACACCAAGAGUGUCGGCUCAGACAGACCAGAGAAUCUCACACCUGCUUACAAGAGCAGGAAGAUAGAAAAACCUGCUACUAUGAUGAUGGUGAACAAGUGCAGCGCAACGUUCGGUUCUUCACGUAGCACCCUGCAGUCUUGUCCAUUACUAGGUAGAGCAGGAGGAUCAUCUCUAGGAGGAUCUUCAUCUCUAGGAAGAUCUUCCCAAGGUUUGGAGGUGUCCCUAAACAUAGAGGGGGUGCCAUCAAUGGGUGACAGUAUCAUCAUGUGUGCGACAGUCACAAACCAGUCAAACAGCCCCCGAGUCCUGAUGGAAUACCUCAACGCUCAGCUCAAAGAGUUUAACAGCGGCCUGCAAGAGAGCUUCUGGAGAAUGAGCAAAAAAGUGCACAUAAAGGCUGGAGAAGUUUUGAAGCUUGCACACACCAUCCCUCCCUCUGAGUACGAGGCAUACCUGGCAGGUGAUGACAUUGUGAACGUCGCUGUGGUGAUAAAAGACAUGAAGACGGAUGAAAGAGCCCUGGCAGCACAGGAGUUUAACAUAAGCUCACCACAGAUAACUAUAGAGAUUGAAGGAGGUGACAGCAUCAGGCUAAAAGAGAAGCAAAAAGCCCAGGUUUCUUUCAUCAACACGUUUUCCAAAACUCUGAAUGGAGCGGUGCUGACAGUGGAGGGAUCUGGUUUGUUAGAGGACAAACAGCAGGCCAGACUUGCUCUUCUGAAGCCUGGAGAGAAGAUAGAGAAGCAGGUGUCCAUCAUGGCAUCUUCUCCUGGAACCAAAAUCUUGACGGCCACUUUCUCACACAGCGACUGCCCCAGUGUCGUUUCCAGAAGUUUCCACAAAGUGUCCGUCAAGAAUGAGAAACACUGAAGAACUUUUGUGAACAUAUUGCUAGCAAAUUUUUUUGAUGUUUUACCUUUUUAUACUGUGAAGCACUUCCAUUCAACUUGUUUGUUUUAAUGUGCUACGCUAAUAAAGCUGACUGACUAUUCUUAAAGUAUUAAGCCCAUACCAUAUACUCAAGAAGAAUUACAGUAAAGGAAAAACAUCCAUCCCAAUAAAGUUUACAUUUAAAAAAAUAAAACAGUUAACCUGA